Acanthisitta chloris (rifleman) is the source of this 676-nucleotide messenger RNA. RefSeq names its product guanine deaminase (gene GDA). Gene Ontology annotation, biological process: guanine metabolic process. The annotation marks the transcript as partial. The transcript is spliced from 7 exons. Gene Ontology annotation, molecular function: guanine deaminase activity; zinc ion binding. NCBI's taxonomy places the organism in Eukaryota, Metazoa, Chordata, Aves, Passeriformes, Acanthisittidae. Gene Ontology annotation, cellular component: cytosol. The record is from RefSeq and is a predicted model, not a curated record.
UAUCCAAGGGUACAACCUGUAAUAACACCCCGCUUUGGCCCUUCCUGCACAGAGGACUUGCUGAGUGCACUUGGCGAUUUAGCACGGGACCGGGAUCUCCAUGUGCAGAGUCACAUAAGUGAGAACGAAGAAGAAGUCAAACUUGUUGAGAACAUGUUUCCUGCCUAUCAGACUUACACUGAAUUGUAUGAUAAAAACAAGCUGCUAACCAGCAAGACAGUGAUGGCUCAUGCCUGUUAUCUUUCUGAAGAAGAGCUGAAACUUUUUAGUCUUCGUGGAGCUGCAAUUUCACAUUGUCCCAAUUCCAACUUUUCGUUGCGCAGUGGUUUCUUAAAUGUGCGGAAGGUUCUGGAACACAAUGUGAAACUUGGUCUUGGCACAGAUGUUGCUGGUGGAUAUUCAGCUUCCAUGUUUGAUGCUAUCAGGAAAACAAUUAUGGCCUCUAAUAGCCUUCAGAUCAAUAAAGUGAAUGAAACAGGACUAACUCUUGAAGAAGCUUUUCAACUUGCCACUCUGGGAGGAAGCCAAGCUCUAGGACUAGAUGACGUGAUUGGAAACUUUGAGGUGGGCAAAGAAUUUGAUGCACUGCUAAUCAACACGAAGGCUUCAGAUAGCCCCUUUGACUUGUUCUCUGCUGAUAAUUUUGAGGACACUCUCCAGAAGUUCCUGUAUCUAG